Lepisosteus oculatus (spotted gar) is the source of this 7709-nucleotide messenger RNA. It is a transcript of the gene nrg1, whose product is annotated as neuregulin 1. NCBI's taxonomy places the organism in Eukaryota, Metazoa, Chordata, Actinopteri, Semionotiformes, Lepisosteidae. Gene Ontology annotation, biological process: activation of transmembrane receptor protein tyrosine kinase activity; cell differentiation; intracellular signal transduction. The record is from RefSeq and is a predicted model, not a curated record. Gene Ontology annotation, molecular function: chemorepellent activity; protein tyrosine kinase activator activity.
GCAGUCAUUUUGUAUUGAAGGGCUUGCUCUUUAAACAAGGAGCAAAAUCACUGCCUAUUAAACCCCAUUAACACCUGCUAUAAAGCUCAAUCUGGAUGGAUGACGAAUUCUGAAAGUACACGGCUAAAAGCCCCCAGAGUAAAUUAACACUGGCGUUAAACUUCUUAGUGGUCCCGCUGGAUCUGAAGCGUAUUAAUUUCGGUGAGCUUUAAAUUAAAGUUGAAUAUAUCCUAUCGUUUUUAAUACCGUCGAAAAACGUAAGAGACACAUUUAGAUUAAAACGCGUGCAUCUCAAAGUCUAGAAUCUUGCUGUCGCUGACUAUCGCCAGAUAGGUCCGGAGACACGCAAACGAAUGUAUAAUUAAUCGUAGAGAAGAGGGAAUCCUCACACACAUGGCUUUAAAAGACUUUUCUAUUCAGCAACUCCGCCUCCCUGGUCUCCGGCGGCAGCAACUGCGGCUUCAGCGGCAGCACACUUGUUUUAACCAUUGAGCGCAGACUGCCCUCUUCGGAAAACCUGCAUUUUUAAUUUUCACCAGCUUUCACCUCAUCCAGCCCCCCUCACUUGCACUUUUCAUUCGCACAUUCACAAUGCGAACCCAUCCUGCUGCACUGCACGGCCCAUUCACAAUUCCUUUUCUUUGCGGGAUUUUUGUAAUGUUCGCUUUCUCUCUGCAUGGUGUUCCCUCAAGCAGCCUCGCUUGCUAUUUCUCUCCCACUCCCACUGUGGACUCGGUGCAGGAGCUGGCGCACCGCUCAGGAGUGGUCGUUGAAGGGAAAGUACAGGAAGAGGGACUGGAGAACGACAUUAAUCGCGAGGAGAAAGAGCGUUUGCUUCGGGAACGAGCGAGGGCGAAAGGCAACGAAACCCAGGGGCAAGAAAUGGAAGAAAACGGCGACGCGACGGAAGAGUUGUUAUCCAACAGGACGACAGGCUUGGAGCCGUACCUGCUGAAGGUGAGGGUCCAUCAGGUCUGGGCAGUGAAAGCCGGAGGUCUGGAGAAAGAUUCCAUUAUAUCCGUCAUCUGGAAUGUAGGAGAAUACUGUCUCACGCUGAAGAAAGACAGCAGGUAUAUUUUCUUUAUGGAGCCUACAAAUGACACCUCUGUGUUUAAAGCAGCUUUUCCACCCGUCGAGACCGGACGGAACGUGAAAAAAGAUAUCAACAAGGUUCUUUGUGGAGGAUGGGCUCCCCCGAAGCUGAAGGAUGUGAAGAGUAUGCAAGUGGAAGAAGGCAGGACAGCGUUUCUGAAGUGCGAAGCCAGAGCGGGGAACCCAGCUCCCGACUUCAAGUGGUACAAAGACGGCAAAGUGCUGUCUGGGAAAAACAAGCCCAAAGGCAUUCGCAUCAAAAAAAUGAAAAAUAAGAAGGGCUCUGAAAUCCGGAUAAACAAAGCUGCGGAAUCACAUAGCGGGUCAUACAGGUGUGAAGCCAUCAAUCAGCAUGGAACAGACAGUUCUACUGGCAACCUCACAGUCAUCAAAGGGUCAACCAGCACCCCUCCAGCAGGAAAAACCAGCCAUGUCACCCCCUGUAGUGACAGUAAGAAGAAUUACUGUGUGAACGGAGGAGAGUGCUACACCCUUGAUGCCAUUCCUGGCAAUACUAAGUACUUGUGCAGGUGCCCAAAUGAAUUUACUGGUGAUCGCUGCCAAAACUACGUAAUGCCCAACUUUUACAAGCAUCUUGGGAUUGGAUUUAUGGAAGCAGAGGAGCUGUACCAGAAACGUAUCUUAACAAUAACAGGCAUCUGCAUCGCCCUGCUAGUAGUUGGCAUCAUGUGUGUUGUUGCCUACUGCAAAACCAAAAAGCAAAGGAAAAUGCUUCACGAUCGCCUGAGACAAAGCCUGCGGUCUGAGCGCAACAACAUGGCCAGCCUGGGCAAUGGACCUCAGAACUCAAAUCCACCCACCGAAAACCUUCAGCUUGUAAAUCAGUACACAUCGAAAAACGCCAUUCCUACAGAGCUUGUAACUGAAAAGGAAACUGAAACGUCUUUCUCCACAAGCCAGUAUACUUCAACAACGCAUCACUCUGCUACAGUUACUCGUAUAUCCAGUCAGAAUUGGAGUAAUGGGCCCAGUGAAAGCCUUAUAUCAGAAAGCCAGUCAGUUGUGGUGACGUCUUCAGUGGAAACCAGUAGAAACACCACUCCAUUAGGUCAUCGGGGGCGUUUAAAUGCCACCAGAAGUGCCCGAGACCUGAACGCCUACAUAAAGAGUUCCAGAGACACUCCUGACUCCUAUAAGGAUUCACCUCACAGUGAGAGGUAUGUUUCCGCUAUGACAACCCCAAACCGCAUGUCUCCAGUUGACUUGCACAAUCCGACUUCCCCCAAAUCCCCACCGUCAGAGGUGUCCCAGCCAAUGUCCAGCCUGGCCACGUCCGUUCCCUCUGUGGCCAUCAGCCCACUGGGUGAAGAGGAGCGCCCUCUGCUGCUGGUGACACCCCCACGCAUGCGGGACAAACACCAGGAGCACCCCAGCAGCCAAUACCAGCGAAACUCCGCCCACUACAACCACGCCCACGAGGCCCACAGCCCACCCCCCAGCCCGCUGAGGAUAGUGGAAGACGAUGAGUACGAGACCACCCCAGAGUAUGAGCCAGCCGCGCCGCAGCCCACAAAGAAACUGGCCAACGGCCGGAGGGCAAAAAGAACAAAGCUCAAUGGCCACGUUCCUCACAAGCUGGAGUCUGACAGCGACACGAGCUCGGAGAGUAGCAGCUCGGAGAGCGAAACGGAAGAUGAGAGAGUUGGGGAAGACACACCUUUCCUCAGCAUACAGAACCCCUUAGCGGGAGAUCUGGAGCUGGGCCCUGCGUUGAGGCCAGCUGACGGGAGCAGGACUAACACGAACCACAAGCUUGCCGCCCAGGAGGAUCUGCAAGUCAGGCUGUCCAGUGUAAUAGCUAAUCAAGAUCCAAUUGCUGUAUAAGAUGAAAUUAACAAUAAUGCAUAGAUUCACCAGUAAACUUUUAUUUUAUAUAAAUGAAGUAUUCCAGGAAAAAAAAAGAUAAAAGAAAAAAAAUACUUUAAAUUAUUUUAGCAGUAGUGAUAAAAAGUCUUUUAUAAAUUAAAUAUACGUAUGUAAAUGUUUGAGUUUUGAAUGAAUGUGCCAUACAGUAUGUAGCAAAACUUACAGUAUUUAAAUGGAGAGAAAUAUCAAUGGUGCCUUUAUGUUCUGUUCUCUUUGAAGUAUAUUGCGUAAAGACACUGUUCCAAAGUAUUUCCACAAAAGCACUGUAGUUAGGUAAAGUCCUCUGGCUAGUUGCUUUUUGUCCCACACAUCCAUUGGUUCCUAAGUAAUGCAUUAUGGGGAUUAAUUAUCGUAACACUACUAAUAAUGAUUAAACCUUCUAAGCAUAAUUUGUCUUUUUCUGUAUCGCCAAAUACAUUAAAAAUGUUGGCUAUCAGAUCCUAUGUUGCACUUUUGUGUCCUUAAACCUCCAUUUAAAAUGUUUUAUUAUAAUUUGUUGUUCUGUUUAGCUGUAGUCAUAUUAGAGAUCUGUAGGUGAAGUUAUUUCUGUGCAAACAUAAAAAUAUUUAGGUUUUUGUUUUGUUUUAUGUCCGUUCUCCUAAUGAAGGCCCAGUAUAGAAAUACCUGCUCUGAAAGAGUCAACAGUAUACAGUAUAUGAUACAUAAUAGUUUAUGUAUGAUACAACAGGAUCAUAAAGAAACUGAUCUAUAAUUUCUGGUUCUGGAUCUUCACUAAUGUAGAUCAUACAUUGAGGGGUAAAAUAAUACUUGGAAAUUUAAUUUUUAAGUCUAAAUGUAAGCUUUAGGCAAAGUUAAAUUAAAUUGGUACUGAUUUUUAGUCAAAAAUUAAAACAUGAUAUACAAUUACAAUUAAUGUGAUACAUUUGACUUAUCUUUCUUAUUUAAAAUAUUAAAGGAAAAUUAAAGGAAGCUUAAUGUAGUACUACUACAGUGAAAUUAUUGAAGUGGAGCUGUCAGGAGAUCUGUUAUUUAUGAUAAUAAAAUAUAUAGUGUUUGCCAACUAAAAUAAUUGCAUAAUUUGUUAUUGCGGGAACACAUUUAAUUUCUAAUAUUACAGUACCUUAUUUUCCAUUUUAGAAGUGGAAAUGUAAAGAGAAGAAUAAAAUGCAUCUUAUUAAGUUGACUCAGAUGUUCAGUUCAAGUGUACUUGAACUGAAAUAGCAGAGAUCUUGUUCAAUUUCAUGACAAUAACAUAAUAUGAUAUUUUGUGGUGAAGUACUAUUUGAAGUUAAAUUUUGCCUAACAAUGUUAACAAAAAUACUAUGAGGGGAUUCGUGAAGAGUUCAAAGUUUCAUUUUAUAAUUCUGUCCAAGUUAUGAUUGGUUUUAAAAAGUAAAGGGAUUCCCCAUAAUACCUUGCUUUCAACCAAUAAUGUGUUCAUAUUGUGUAAAUAUACCACUAAAUACAUAGACCUCUUUGCAUUUCCUGGCAUAUUAAACACAGUGACUUGUUUGUAUUUAUCAUAAAACAAUAUUGUAAUUAGACCACUUUUCUCCUUUCUCUUAAUUAUGUCUUACAUAACCCCAGUGGGAACAUACGCAUAGUAAAUCGUUUUUUUUUCUGCUUUGUUUAGUUUUGGUAAAGGUGCAAUAGUUGAAAACUAUUCCAUCAGUUCAGGUUCACUUCCUUUAAUUGAGCAUGAUUGUGGAAGGUUGAAGUCUACAAAUAAUGCACUGCCCAAUUAUGUAGUUGUUAUGCAACAUUGCUACUAACAUGCUUCCAUAGCAAGCCAUUAUAAAAUGCAACUUACUGUAACUGAGUCAAGGCCUACAAUAAAUGCAGGGAAAGCAUUUUAACUAACAACACAAAAAAGCACUAUCGCAUCUUCAAGCACGUACAUUAUGAGGCCUACAGCAUGCAUGUGUUGCACUGUAUGUGAAUGUGCAUGAGAGAUGUUUGAUGACAAACCAGGAAUCCACAAUUCAUAAAGUAAAAGCAGGGUUAUUGCACCUUUUUCCUGUCUUAUUUUAAAGCACCCAAUUUUAGAAAAAAUCAUUUUCAUUCCACAUUGUCAAACACAUUCGGUAGCAAAUCAAAUCUACUUGUUAUACCUACAUUGUCCCAUAUGUGUAUUUUUAAUAAUGUGUAUUGCGCAUUGUUUCUCAGAGUCAAACAGAGCUGAAGAUCUUUAAAUCUUUAAGGACCUUUGAGAUGAGAACAUUGCAGUACAACUUAAGGAGGGUAUGCACUGAGUUGUGCCUUUGGGUCUUUCAGCUCUGUACAUCUUCCCACAGGGAAGACCAUUGAACUUUCACUACAAACGUCACUCUCGCUUAAAGCAAUUAACAAAAUCACCUUCAGUCCUGUUGCAACUUAUUGAGAAUGGAAAAGCAGAGCAACAGAGUGUGUUUUUUAUACCAUGCAAAUGAUUUAAUACCUUUUCAAAAAUAUCCCUGACUUAUGACCAAUCUAACCAAGAGUAUGUACUUAAAUGCAUACAAAUAUGUUCACCUAUGAUAACCCUAUUUUUUUUCCUAUUGGCAUAAAAGCCAAUAGAGUUUAAAAUAAACUAAAGUUUGGCUCGGGCUUAUUUAACAAAGCAUGACAAAGUUCCAGAAUCAGUAUAAAUCCCGUGUGAUUUCUGCUAUAGAUCCAUUCAUCCCAACAUGUGUAACAUACAGUAGUAAAAGGUCUGUAAGAACCUUUGCCCUUAAUCGCUCAAUGAGCAUGCCCCCAUUUAAGACCAGUUAUCAGACUCAUCAUUUGACUCUAAACUUCCAACAUACAAAUUAGCAGAUUUAGGAUGAAGAUUGAUUAAUAACAUUCUAAUGAAAUCUACAAAGACUUUGGCCCUUUACUUUCAACCAUAAAUCCUGUUGUUUGAUUGUAGUAUUUUCUUGUUUUGUUUGUUUGUUUGUUUAUCUACUGCUGGAAGAUUUUUAUUUUAUUUUGAAACCUAUUCCAAAAUUGCAAUUUGUCAUGGCAGAGUACAGUGUUAAAUGUUGUUUUGAAAUAGACAAAGGACGCUGCUUUGGAUAGACUUGCAAAGCCUACCAAAUUCAUGAUAUCUCUCAUAUCUAACAGAAUUUCAAUAAGAGACUAGAAUAAAAUUGUGUUUUCUAAAGUGAAUCUAUGAUAUAGAGACACACUGUUUUAUUCUAGGCAGAGUACUUGUAAAGAAAUCAGCAAAUCUUAUUAUUAAUAUUGGAAUUACUAUAAUCAUACAGUUUAUAUUAAAUGGUUACAUUAACAUGAGAAUAGUUGUACAGGAUUAAGAAACUGCAUUCAUGAUUAACUGUUAAUGCAGUUAAGUGUUUUGGUCACCUUAAAAUACUGGUGUAAAUUAUAUUAGCAGAUGCAAGACGUUCUAUCAUAAGUUUUCUACAUAUACCUUCUGUAACAAAAUAUCUGGGUUUUUUCAACAUAAUUAAAAUCACAUUGGGUUGUGUUUAGACAGUAAUUCCACUGAGAGAUUACUGUACUGUACAUGUCAAAUCCUUAAAUAAGUGGUUAACGUCAGUGUAAUUCUACACAAGAUCUUGGAGUAACCUAGUAAGAUUCUAUGGUGAUGUAAAGAAAUCCUUGUGGCGUGUUCUGUAAUCACUUUGUUCUCUACAUUCCUUGGAACCUUGUGAGUAUGGAACAUGGCCUGCUGUGUGUCUUAAUUAUGCACUGAAAACAACAAUGGUGCAAGUGGUCUUUUCAUCCGAGGGUAAAAUGAUGAUUUGUGUUCAGCAGGGGAGGUGAUUGUUUAAUUAGUUUUCUGAAACCUGAUUAUGAUGGUUUCCAAUAUAAAAUUAACUGUGCACAUUCUUUACAAAACAGUUGUUGUUGAAUCUGGCUCUGUACUAAUUCUGCUAUAAAAAACGAUAAAACUCCAAAAAAAGAAAAAAACACAAACCAAGUACAGUACAGUUACUAACAGCAGAAUUAAAGUAUGCACAGUGCUGAUCUUGUGUAGAUUACCUUAGGUGAAUUGAUGGUAGCACAGUUUAGCAGAGUGGAAAUGCUAUGUGGAUUACCUUCCAUGCUCACAUUCUGUAUUCACAUUCACAUACAGUAGUUAAUUGCCUGGCUAUGUAUAAUUUAAUCCUCUUUGUAUAUUUCAAUUCAAAACCUAGACUGACACACAUGUAGAUAUAUGCAAAUUUUCCUUUUACAAUCCUGCCAUAGAUAAUAGAUUGUUUUAUUUUUUUCUUAUUAAUUUAUAUAUUGCUAAAAUGGCACCCCUACAAAUUCACAGUAACAUUGUAAAUGCUAGUUGUAUUUAUAGAAAUGUUUAACCAAAACAAUUUUUAUGCUGUAUAAACAAAGUGUUUGUUUUUUUUUUCUUUUAAAUAUUCAUCCACAUAUUACUUUUUAAUAAUUUAUUGUUGAGAAUAAAGAAUGUAUCUAUGUAACAUUGUAUAAAAAUGUUGGAAGAAGUUUUUUGCCACUUAAAAAUGGGAAACUCAGCAAUAUCUUAUUAUUUAUUUAUUACAGUUGCAAUUUUUUAAGAAGUUAAAUUUUAUACCCUUUUCUUGUUCAUUAAAUUGUAUUAUGGCAUCCAUGGUAUUGUUUUUCUUCAACUGUUAAAAACUAUAGUAUUGACAUUACUAAAUUUAUUUUGUGUAUGUGUAGGCUUAAAUGAAUAGUACACAUUUUCUGUGCUAUUAACAUUAAUUCUUUACAGUUUCAAAGUAAUAUAAGUAACAGUAGUUUUUGCUGGUUCAUAAAUAUAAACUCUUGUGUCUUAUGAACGUAGAAAAUUUGCAAUAAAAUUCCUGCAA